GUUCAUUGGUUUAACUAUAUGUAAAAGCUCAUAGCUCAUGAACGACACGUUUCCGCCGCCUGCGCAGCCUUAUAGGCUUUCCGUGAAAACUGCUUCCUAAUAUGCAGUAGUGGUGAACCGAUAACGCGAAGCAGACGCGUUGAUAACAGCGCGCGCUCCGAUCGCCCGUGUCAUGUUAACAGAUUCAUCAUGAACUCAAGAACUCUUUUACUGAGUGCAAUAUUAUUUUUUAUUUUAAAAAGUGCAGCGAACCAAAAAAGUAAUUCGCAAAAUCCAGUAUUAGACUGUCCAUCCCUCGAAAAAGGCGACGGCUACACCCAAUCAGAGUUCCUGUCUCGACUGGCGAACGAGUGCCGCUAUGACCGGCUGCUGCUGCCCACCUACCAGACCGGGGAAGUGGUCUACGUGCACGCCAGUGCUUAUGUCUACUUCAUCCAGCCAGCCGAAGCACACGAUUUGAAUUUCAAAUUGCAUUUCCUUCUUCAACUACGAUGGACAGACCCGCGGCUGGCGUAUGCCCUGUAUUCGCCGGAACGUACAAAAAUCAUCGGUGAGAGCGAUCUGCGUCAGCGAAUAUGGGUGCCCCACUUGUACAUGUCCAACGAGCAGGUUUCCAGCCUCAUGGGCACGGACAGCAAAGAUGUACUCAUUUCCAUAGCACCAGAUGGAGAGGUGUUGUUCAGCCGCCGAAUGCAGGCUGUGCUUUAUUGUUGGAUGAAUCUCCAGAAGUUUCCAUUUGACGAGCAAAAGUGCUCUAUGAAUCUCGAAAGCUGGAAAUACAAUGCAUCAAUUUUGCGUCUUAUGUGGGAAAAGGACAAUCCAGUCCGACUUUCCUCGGAACUGCACCUAACAGAAUACUCUCUGCUGGACUAUUGGACCAACGAAUCCGUUGUGCGAGGCGAUAUUGUCAAUAUGCGUUUGGGAGGAGGUAGAUCUGGAAAUUACAGUGCUCUAAAGUUCACAUUUAAGCUGGGCAGAGAAGUUGGUUAUUAUCUUAUGGACUACUUCAUUCCAUCCAUGAUGAUUGUUGCAAUGUCAUGGGUCACUUUCUGGUUGCAGGCCGAUGCUUCAGCACCAAGAAUCACUUUAGGAACAAGCACUAUGUUGUCGUUUAUCACACUUGCGUCGUCACAAGCCAAGACUCUGCCGAAGGUCUCCUACAUCAAAGCUAGUGAGAUCUGGUUCCUAGGCUGUAUCGGCUUCAUCUUCUCUGCUCUUGUGGAGUUCGCGUUCGUCAACACAAUUUGGCGCAGAAAAAAAGUGGUGAACUUAAAGAAGGUGAACAGCAAGUACAUUCUGAAGAGCACGCUAACCCCUCGCUUGGCGCGCAAGGAGUUACAGAAGGAGUUGCAAUCGUCGCCUCAACUCACCAAGUCGCGAUCCUGCUCCUCGUUACAGCAAGAAACUAGUAGCGAUCCAGCUGGACCUGGAUAUAAUAACUACCUUACUGUACAUAGUUUCCCGUCCGCACUAAACUUACCAACGAUCACGACUCAGAGCUAUGACGAACUCAUAGCCGGAGGGCGGCCGCGGACCGCCGGCAGCGACGGCUCCGACGACCCGCCCAAGCACACCUGGACGCAGAUGACGCCGCAGGAGAUCGCCACCUGGAUCGAUAAGCGAUCCCGCGUGCUGUUCCCGCUUCUUUUCAUCUUCUUCAACAUCGUGUACUGGACUUUUGUCUAUUGUCUAUGAUUAUUGAUUAGAUACUUAAUUUGCACUGUGUGCGGACACCAAAGUAUUACGACUUUUCGGAAGAUUUGAAGUAAAGUGUGUAUACGGACCGAUAUAUAGUAGCUGCUCUUUAUUGCCAUAUUGUCUGAUAGAUACGCCGCCUGUCCCAAUACACAACAUACAAGUCCUUGAGGAGCGCGCGCUAGAGAGAUCACGAAUGAAUUACUUAGUCAUUUCCAGUAAUGUACUAAAUCUAAAUCCAAUUAAUUUUUAGCGCUCUCAAUAAUCAGGAGCUAAAAAAAUGGGGAUGAUUAAAUAAUGUUCCUAUUUAAAAUGAUUAUACCUAGGUAUGUAUUAUGUAUGAGGAAACCCAAAAAACUGUCCUAUUUAUCUAAUCGUGUUAAAAAUGCUAAACAGUUUUUGAGUUAAAUUUUUAAGUUACGUGUAAAGUCAAUUUCCGCUAGGUAUAAAUAAGUUUUUUCGUAACUAUAAAAUCUUCUCUCGAAUCUAAAAGACAAUUUUUCUUAAAUUGGCGUAUUUUUUAACUACCUAAGUAAACGUUUUUGUCGCCUUUGAAGGUCUAGUGACUAGUCGAAUUAAAGGCAAAAAGUCAUUGUAAUUGCUAAGUUUUUUUAUGUGCCUAAGCUGCAUAAAAGAUGCCGCGAUGGGGAAAGGACCAAAAAUAUUAAUAACAUUAGUUUUAGAUUCUAUUGAAGAACUUUGCAUGCCAUUUUAUUAGGAUAAAGGUCUGAUAGUGAUAAAAAUGUAUCCAUUUUUUUAUUUUAUUUACUUAUUUUUUGUAUGUAUAGUUUCCGAUACUUUUAAGCAAAGGCAAAAUAAUUUGGCCUGAAAUUAAGUUAUACCUAUACUACCUAUUUAAUGUUAUUUGAAAAAUACUUACGAGUACAAUAUAGUCAAACUUAGAAUAGAUUUAUUAAUAGAUCCAAAUGUAAUUUAUUAAAAUUAGGUAAGUACUUAUAUUUAUUAAAGUUAGCCAUAAGUUUUUUUUUAUAUUACUUAAAUUAAACAUUGUUACAAUACUUAAGUAUUACAUUUUUAUUACAUUAGAAAAAAAAUGUAGGUAUCUUUGCCUAUUAGGUCGGUAGUUGGUAAGUACAUAAUAUUAUGUAUUGUGUGAACUUUAAAUAAUAAUUGUAAAUAGAGAAAUCCUUUGAAAGCUUU
Molecule: messenger RNA, 2856 nt
Organism: Maniola jurtina (meadow brown)
Lineage: Eukaryota; Metazoa; Arthropoda; Insecta; Lepidoptera; Nymphalidae
Product: pH-sensitive chloride channel 2-like
Exons: 9
Coding region: 190-1695 (501 amino acids)
Biological process (GO): signal transduction; chloride transmembrane transport; chemical synaptic transmission
Cellular component (GO): membrane; synapse; neuron projection
Molecular function (GO): extracellular ligand-gated monoatomic ion channel activity; neurotransmitter receptor activity; transmembrane signaling receptor activity
Source: RefSeq, a predicted model, not a curated record